Molecule: messenger RNA, 294 nt
Organism: Diabrotica balteata
Lineage: Eukaryota; Metazoa; Arthropoda; Insecta; Coleoptera; Chrysomelidae
Source: the annotation of a GenBank genome assembly
AUGAAAUGUGUGGUGAUUGAAGAUUUAAAUCAUGAUAUGAUAGCGGGAAUUGAUGAAUUGAGGAAAAAAGAUAUCACCAUAAAUUUUUCGGAAAAUAAACUUGAAAUCAGAGCAGAACCAGACAACAGAGAAGAAGAAAAGCAAACAGAUAGGAAAACAAAUUCUGGAAGGAUCAAUGCACAGAAAAAACGCAAAGAAAUCGAUAUGGCUGUGGAGGAUAAACCGAAAGUACAAGAACAAAAUCUAACAGAAGAGAAAAAGAGAAGGAAGAAAAAGAAGAAGAGUUUUUACUGA